Neogale vison (American mink) is the source of this 3123-nucleotide messenger RNA. It is a transcript of the gene ZNF467, whose product is annotated as zinc finger protein 467. Gene Ontology annotation, molecular function: DNA-binding transcription factor activity, RNA polymerase II-specific; RNA polymerase II cis-regulatory region sequence-specific DNA binding. The transcript has 5 exons. Lineage: Eukaryota; Metazoa; Chordata; Mammalia; Carnivora; Mustelidae. The record is from RefSeq and is a predicted model, not a curated record. Gene Ontology annotation, biological process: regulation of transcription by RNA polymerase II. Bases 439 to 2202 code for a protein of 587 amino acids.
ACUCGCUGGAGGAGGAGCUGGGAAGGGGGCUCGAGGGCCGGUUGUCCCUGCCUGGGGAGGCCCUGAGGGGGAGGGGCGAUGGUUUUGAGGUAGGGUUUUGGGGAGAGGAAGCUAGAGUCAUUUUCUGCUUCUGCAAAGACCCUCCUUGGAGGGCCUCCCCCACCAGUUGCCCAGUGGUGCACUCACCUCCGCCCCCGGCUGGCUCCUAUUUCGCCAGCUCCUGCAGUGACAGCUGGAGGGCCUAGGAGAUGAAGUUCCCGGCUCCCACGGGGGUCUUCCACUCUCCACCCUCUCCCCGCCCCCAGAAGGAGAAUCGAUUGAUUCCUGACGUCCCCAGGCAAGGGCACUGGGGAGUGGGGAGCACUGUGGGCUGGGCCCGGUUCAGAGACCCGCCAGGGUGUGUGGCCUGAUUCCCAGGAGGAGCUACCCUGGGUUGCCAUGAGAGAGACUUUUGAGGCCCUCAGCUCCCUGGGAUUCUCUGUGGGACAACCGGAGAUGGCCCCCCAAAGUGAGCCUGGGGAAGGGUCCCAUAAUAACCAGGAGCGGAUGUCCCCUUCCAGGGAAGACAGCAUGCUGGGCACAUGCUCUGGGCACGAGGCCCCCAGACCAGAGGAAGGUGCCCACACUGAAGAAGCUCAAGGUCCUGGCAGAGGAGGUCAGGCAUGCGCGCCGCAGAAGGCCGAGCCCAUGGGCUCCUGCCCAGGGGAUGAGUGGAUGAUACGGAAGGUGAAGGUGGAGGAGGAGGAUCAGGAGGCGGAAGAGGAGGUCGAGUGGCCUCAGCAUCUAGCGUUACUCCCCGGCCCUUUUCCCGCGCCGGACCUGGGGCCUCUGGCAGCUGCGUACAAGCUGGAGCCUGGGCCCCCAGGGGCCCUGGAAGGACUCGCGCUGGCCGGGUGGACCCCGACCUCGGAGAAGCCCUACGGCUGCGGGGAGUGCGAGCGGCGGUUCCGGGACCAGCUGACUCUGCGGCUGCACCAGAGGCUGCACCGCGGCGAGGGCCCGUGCGCCUGCCCGGACUGCGGCCGCAGCUUCGCGCAGCGCGCACACAUGCUGCUGCACCUGCGCAGCCACCUGGGCGAGCGGCCCUUCCCCUGCUCCGAGUGCGACAAGCGCUUCAGCAAGAAGGCGCACCUGACCCGCCACCUGCGCACGCACACGGGCGAGCGGCCCUACCCGUGCGCCGAGUGCGGCAAGCGCUUCAGCCAGAAGAUCCACCUGGGCUCGCACCAGAAGACGCACACCGGCGAGCGGCCCUUCCCCUGCACCGAGUGCGAGAAGCGCUUUCGCAAAAAGACACACCUGAUCCGCCACCAGCGCAUCCAUACGGGCGAGAGGCCCUACCAGUGCGCCCGGUGCUCCCGCAGCUUCACGCACAAGCAGCACUUGGUGCGGCACCAAAGGGUGCACGAGGCGGCCGGCCGCGCCCCCUCCUCUCCCGACGCGCCCGCCUCGCCAGGUUCCCCGGCCCCGUCCCCGACCCCGUCCCCUCCCGGGCCCAAGCCUUUCUCCUGCUCCGACUGCGGCCUCAGCUUUGGCUGGAAGAAGAACCUCGCCACGCACCAGCGCCUGCACCGCGGCGAGGGGCGCCCCUUUGGGUGCGACGAGUGCGCGCUGGGCGCUACCGUGGACGCCGCCGCCGCCGAGCCCUUGGCCUGCGCGCCCGGUGACACGCCGGCAACCCAGGGCGCUCCCGCCAGCGAGCGGUCCUCCUGCGCGGACUGCGGGCGCGGCUUGGCCCACGGGCAGCAGCCGGCGCGGCAGCGGCGGGUGCACCCGGGCGAGCGGCCCUUCGCCUGCGCGCAGUGCGGCCGCCGCUUCGGCUCGAGGCCCAAUCUGGUCGCGCACUCCAGAGCCCACAGCGGCGCCAGGCCUUUCGCCUGCGCGCAGUGCGGCCGCCGCUUCAGCCGCAAGUCGCACCUGGGCCGCCACCAGGCGGUGCACACAGGCAGCCGGCCCCACGCCUGCGCCGUCUGCGCCCGCAGCUUCAGCUCCAAAACCAACCUGGUGCGCCACCAGGCCAUCCACACUGGCUCCCGCCCCUUCUCCUGCCCGCAGUGCGGCAAGAGCUUCAGCCGCAAAACCCACCUGGUGCGGCACCAGCGCAUCCACGGCGAGGCCGCCCACGCGGCCGCCGACGCCGACCUCUCGGCCCCUGCCUGGCCCACUGCCGCAGAGGCAGCGGCGCCCCCUCUCUUCUUCUGAGCCGCGUUCUCUCCGGGAGCCUUCCUCUCCAGGAGCUCGUGGUUGGAGAGACCCAUGCCCCACAUCUUCUGGGCGGUAAGCACGACGGCCUGGGCCCCGAUGGCUGUUCUCUGCCCUCUUUAUCUUGCUGGAGAGGAACAAGUCCGGGCAGGAUGACCAGCUUUGGCAUUCUGUGACAAAGACAAUGCUAAGAGUGAGCCCUUGCUGGGAACAGUUCAGGUGUGAGUCCUGGAAAGAAUCCCACCAAGAGACCCCAUCAGAAAGCAGACGUUUGUUUUCUUGGACCCCAGCCUGCCGAGGACCGGCUGGGUCAGGAGCCUCUCCAGGGGGAGUGAAAAGAAUGAGUAUGUGUGUACUUCAAGUGUCAUUAAAAUCAAAAUCUGAAGGUUCUGGGGCUGUUAAAUGAGCACCGCGGGAGGCAGGGAAUCCCUGACUCUUCUCAUCCACUGCCCCACUCAGUCCUCCCCCAGAGGACCAUCCCUUCCUACCCCUGGGGUGGGCUAAAUUUAGCCAGGCGCGGGUAAUGGGCUCUGGGAAAUGAAAAUUAAAAAGAGCUCACCACAAGCCACUAUCCUGCUCCCUGCUUUUAGCUUGAUGGAAGAAACAUGAACAUGCGUGUCUCAUGGCAGGUGCCGAGGCUACCACGGCAGGGAACGCAGAGAGGGGCAGGGUGCCCUGUGGCCAUUGCCAUGGAGAUGACGUGGGCUCUGAAACUGUCCCCAGGGGAUCUUAGAACAGCAGCCCCACCUGCCACCCUGCCUGGCAGCGUGAAGGACGUGAACAGCAGAUGAAUGUUGCUUUCCCAACACCAUCUCCCCUAAGUUCUGUCUUUAAGGGAGAUGCUUGAUCGAGACGUCUCCGUAGCGGCGUGUGCCCAGCCGGCUGGCUGGCUGGCUGGCAGUGAGAUGGAGGGGAGGAUGA